AUGCUCGAAGAAGAUGACGAUGGUUAUGAUGGCCCCGACGCUUAUGUCGACGAGGAAGAUGAUCGUGUCUUGGAUUCAGAGGACCUUCAAGACUCCAUACAGGAGCCCUCCGGUGUCCCACAGCAAUCACCCAUGUUGAGCCAAAUCAUCCUAUCAUUAUUUAGUUCACAAAAUGUCCGGGCUGACACUGGUGGUGGCGGUAAUGCAAGGGGAGGUCGACAGCCCAGGACCAUCACUGUUCAAGACUUGCAGCGUUUGUGGGACUCACGUUCUGUGGAGUCUCCAGAUGGCGACAAUGAAGAAGAAGACGAUGACGGCUACGAAUUUGGACGAAUCGUAGGAGACUGGCACCAGCAAUGGUUCCCUCCAUACCAGGAACCUCAGAAGUCAGGUGUGGGGCUCCUCAUGGGAGGAGAAUUUGGUUGUGUGGGCCCGAAGAUCAGGAGUAGGAGAAACAAGAAGAAUGUUUCGCGGAUGAUUCUCGGCCAGUCCUCGCGACCCCGAGGGGCAGUGUCUAGAGAGCAUAUGACCAGUGAUCUCAUUCCGAAUACGAAUGGAACCGCCGUUGCGUCCUACGCCUCAAACGUUUACUGUGGACAAUUCUCAAGAGAUUCUUCAUUUUACUAUACCUGCUGUCAAGAUUUUCGCCUUCAUAUCUAUGACAUGACUUCGCCUCCCUCACCCUAUAUCAAGCGAACAAGGAACACACAGCGCAGCGCGACAGGAGUUUGGGAUGACAACGACCGCGACCAUGAGACGACACUCAAGGUAUUGAAGACUAUACAGGGGUGUCCUGGCCGUUGGACGAUUACAGAUUCUCACUUGAGUCCUGACAAUGAAAGGCAAUCACCGACGGUGUACAUGACAAGCACACUUGACUCAUCGUCUAAUCAAACUCCUAUCAGCUUUAAGGAUCCUAAUCAACGUCAGCGGUCUCGCGCACACUGGGGCUGGGAUGAUUAUGGCGAUGACGAGUCAUUUGGCAUCUGGAGCUGCAGGUUCUCUGCAGAUGGGAAUGAGGUCGUCGCUGGUGGAAGUCGUCAAAUAUUUGUUUAUGACCUCUUGGCUAACCGUAGGACAGUCAAGAUCAUUGCACACCAAGAUGACGUGAACAGCUGCUGUUGGGCUGACACUGCAUCGGGAAAUGUUCUAAUCAGCGCCUCAGAUGACACAUUUUUGAAAGUUUGGGACCGGCGUUCACUAGGUGCAUCACAAAGACCGUCAGGAGUCUUGGUGGGCCAUACAGAAGGCAUUACCAAUGUCUCAGCGAAAGGCGAUGGCCGUUAUAUCAUCUCAAACGGAAAGGAUCAGGCGUUACGUUUAUGGGAUUUGCGGAAGAUGUGCAGCAGCGAAGACUUUGACAAAAGUGCUGACCGCGACUAUAGGGCACCUUCAUUUGAUUACCGCUAUGGUCAUUACCCGAAACCAAGGCACGCUGCACACCCACGUGACUGUAGCGUUAUGACCUACAGAGGUCAUGCUGUCUUACGCACACUUAUCCGAUGCCACUUUAGUCCGGCUGAGACAACAGGUGGUCAAUACAUUUACUCCGGUUCGGCAGAUGGGAAAAUACACAUAUGGUCGCUCGAUGGACAAAUAGUACAGGUUCUCGAUCGCACGAAGACGUCGGCUAUGUCAUACGAUCCCUCGGCCGAGGAGUGUGGACUCCCCACUAGCACCCGUAGCACAGUUUGUGUACGAGAUGUCAGCUGGAACGGCAAUGAACCAAUGAUGAUGAGCGCUGCUUGGGAUGGAGGUCAUUCAUUAUCGAAGAGCGUCGUCGCGCGUCACGAAUGGAAGGGUCUCUCUAAGAUGUCGUACGCUCUAGAUGACUGGAUGGAGAAGCAGAACGUAGAGCGCAACGAACGGGCUGCACGAUCUAGUACUGUCACUUACGUAGUGAAACCCAGGGGUUUUCCAGAAGGAGUAACUAGUAACUGCCCCGUUGAAGUACUGCCCUUGACCACCACCACCAUGUCUGCGAAUGCUCAGCUCUAUGGAUUUCCUCCAGGAUACUUCGUGAUUCGUAACCUUGGGAAUGGUAGACUGUGGGAUGUUGGUGGAGAUGAGGUAGAAGAUAGUAUCGAGAUUCUGCUCUGGCCAGAGAAAGAAAAGUCUUUAGUUGAAACCUUCAGAAACCCAGAUGCUAAUAAUCAAGUAUUCUUUAUCGAUACUUCGGGCGCUCUUUGCUCAAGAUCGUCAGGACAUGCAAUCGAUAUCGAAGGGGACCGGUUAGUGCUUCGACAUCGCCGACCCAUCUCUCAGCCAUAUCCAAAUGAAUACUCGCAUCCUCUACCGCGUUUCUCAUACUCCCGAGAAACUCAGCAAAUCACUGCAUCUUUCCAGUGUGACCCCGCAUACCCUCCGCCAGCCGCGCAAACCUCGACCGCAUGGAUGCGAAAGACAUACGUCCUAUCAUCAAUUCCGAUGCCCAAACCAAAGUCACUGUUGAACAAUGCGUCGGCUUUCCUAACCUCCGCUGUUACAACCCCAAUUUCGUUUUUCUCUGGUGGCACAGCACAACGGAAGGCAACUCCUGAAGACGUUUUCAGUGGGGAUAUAGAACUCACUGAAGACGAAACUUUAGAGCAGGAUCGAGGUGUAGAAGGGGAAGCAGAUGAUUCUCCCGAGCUCCUCAGAAAACUCAGAGUUGUGACGAUCGGUCAGCGGGAUGCUCCUACAGAAGGCGAGAAUGCUAGAAAACGCCGCCAAUGGCAGAUUUUGCCCCUGCGUACAUCAGCCGCUCAUCGAAGACCAUUGUAG
Messenger RNA from Suillus paluster, 2763 nucleotides. RefSeq names its product WD40 repeat-like protein. The transcript is spliced from 15 exons. Gene Ontology annotation, molecular function: protein binding. The coding region runs from base 1 to 2763 and encodes 920 amino acids. NCBI's taxonomy places the organism in Eukaryota, Fungi, Basidiomycota, Agaricomycetes, Boletales, Suillaceae. Gene Ontology annotation, cellular component: Cul4-RING E3 ubiquitin ligase complex. The record is from RefSeq and is a predicted model, not a curated record. Gene Ontology annotation, biological process: proteasome-mediated ubiquitin-dependent protein catabolic process.